Setaria italica (foxtail millet) is the source of this 633-nucleotide messenger RNA. RefSeq lists its product as uncharacterized. The transcript has a single exon. NCBI's taxonomy places the organism in Eukaryota, Viridiplantae, Streptophyta, Magnoliopsida, Poales, Poaceae. Bases 1 to 633 code for a protein of 210 amino acids. The record is from RefSeq and is a predicted model, not a curated record.
AUGCAUGUGCUUGCGGCGGUGGUAUUAACAGCCUUCGCCGCCGCGGCAUCGACGUGCGCGGCCGCCGGCGCAAACAAGCCACUGCUGGUGGAGAACCUGCCCGCCUCCGCCGAGGCGAAGGAUUUCAUCCGCGCCGGCUGCAACGAGACCUGCAUCAGGAGGCCGGAUGCCGCCAGGGCGUGCUACGAGCUCCUGCUCCCGUACGCCGCGUCCAUCAACAGCAGCUACAACAGGGCCUCCCUCGCCAUCACCACCGUCAUGGUGUCCAAGCUCACGGACCUCGCCAAGGACCUGCGCUCGUUCGGCGAGGCCGGCAAACUGGAAGGGUGCAUCAGGAUGCUUGACGAGACCGUCGCCGGGGCCAGGGAUCAGGUGCUGCCGGCGCUCGACCGCAUAGGCGCCAUCGCCGACGACAAGCUGAAAGCCAAGGACCCGGGCUUUCUCCUCGUUUGGAGCUGGUUCGUUGGCGUCGACAACAACUUCGUCAAGUGCUGGGAUGGUGGCCUCAAGCGCAUCAUGGAUCGGGUCCCCAGCUCCAUCGUGGCGGACCACUCCGAAUAUGCCGCCGCUGCUAUUAUCUUCAGGCCCAGGCUCAAGUGGGCUCCUCAAUCUCCAGACGGAGAAAACCCAUAG